Molecule: messenger RNA, 831 nt
Organism: Colias croceus (clouded yellow)
Lineage: Eukaryota; Metazoa; Arthropoda; Insecta; Lepidoptera; Pieridae
Product: cysteine-rich PDZ-binding protein
Exons: 2
Coding region: 98-400 (100 amino acids)
Biological process (GO): cytoplasmic microtubule organization
Cellular component (GO): dendrite
Molecular function (GO): microtubule binding; PDZ domain binding
Source: RefSeq, a predicted model, not a curated record
UUUGGGAAGAAAUGUGUUGAUUCUUGUUUAUUGUGUUAUUGUAAAUGGUAAAUUUGGAUUAUAUGCUCUUUCUAAUUAUUAAUUAUAUACAUAAACAAUGGUGUGCGAGAAAUGUGAGAAGAAACUAGGAAGAGUAAUCACACCAGAUCCAUGGAAAACCGGCGCAAGGAAUACAGUUGAGUCUGGAGGACGAAAAGUUGGUGAAAAUAAGGCGCUAACAGCAAAGAAGGGCCGGUAUAAUCCUUACACAUCGAAAUUUUAUGAGUGCAAGAUAUGCAGAACAAAAGUGCAUCAAGUAGGAUCUCACUACUGUCAAGCAUGUGCAUACAAGAAAGGGAUCUGCGCUAUGUGCGGAAAGAAGAUUUUAGACACGGCAAAUUAUAGGCAAAGUUCAACAUAGCAUUUGGACAAUUGUUUUAAGUUUAUGUGGAAAAUAUUAUAGAUAUAAGUUUAUUUAAUAUUCUCUUUGGACUAAAGGUUAAUGCAAUUUUCAUAUAUAUUUAAAGUACAGAUGCAUUUCUUAUGUUUUAUUGGUAUUUUAUACUAGUAAUUUAUUGAUAUGUCCUACUAUAUUAAAAAAAAUGUAAAAAAAAAUCACAACAAUAAUCAGAAUACCUUUUUAAAAUAUAUUAAAAUUGUAAAAUAUUUUGAGAUUGUUCGUAAAAUAGUUUUAAGAUUACCCAUUGAAAUGUUCACAUAGCACAAUUGAUAAAAAUCUUUAAUCUUUAGAUAUAGAUGAUACAAAUGUUACUUGAAAUCCUGAAUAUUGUAAAAUAUUAAAUAAUUAUACUUACUUGUACAUACCUAGUUACUUAAAUAUAAAUUAGGAAU